AUGGCUGAAUCAACUCAACCGCCGCCCGCCGAGAACAAGGACAACACCACCAGCGCUCGCCGCAGGAGUUCUGGCUGGAUGCCUGCCUUUGAAGGCCUGCAACAGCACCAUGGCUCGCAGACCAACGUUACCCGUCGCGAGAGUAUGUCAGAUCAACAGCCCAAGGGCGGCAUCUUCUCGCAGCUCUUCCACAAUAACUUUGGACGCAACGCCAAAUAA
Molecule: messenger RNA, 219 nt
Organism: Clonostachys solani
Lineage: Eukaryota; Fungi; Ascomycota; Sordariomycetes; Hypocreales; Bionectriaceae
Source: the annotation of a GenBank genome assembly